AUGGAGCCAUCGCCGCUGACCCAAGUCUCGCGGCCCCAGAUCUUCCAGCCCAAGAUCAUUCACCUCUACGAAACCCUAUUCAAGCAAACAGAUGAUGAGCCCAUGGAACCCUCGGAGGGAUUCUGGCGGGAGUUCUUCCUACACAAGCCAGAACCAGCGGGCCUCAAGCGUGUCCUGGCUUCGAUGGCGCCCGACGAGAUGCUGCACCAGCAAGCCCAUUCGCAGCAACUCUUUAGCCAGGCCAUGUUACGCAUAAAGCAGGCCAAAGCCCCGGCCGACGACAUCGCCCUCGAGACCUUGACAGUCUUCCUCGACGCCGCCCUUGCUAAGAAGUACACCAACCCAAGCUCCGACAUCAUCUCUGUCCUCGCUGGUCUCAACGAUGCCGAUGCCGUCAUGACCGAUUUUGUCGCUACACUGGACACUGCCAUACGCAAUGGACGAGACAUAUCGCUGCGCCAAAAGGCGAUUCGAUGCGCUCUCGCCAUGACUGCUGCGGGCUUCCAGACAGCACUCCCCUCCUACUUCACUCAUCGAGACCUCUUCCCUGCACUCGUCAAGUAUACACACGACUGUGACAACAGCACCGACAUUCUGCCUGCCCUAUACCUUCUUGGUCUACUCGCAAACUACAACAAGUUCGAGUUCCAGAAUCCAUACAGACUGCGACUGGAGGAUUUCGUGAACGAUGCCAUUAUUCAAGACAUGAUAGCAUGUCUAGGCGCUACUUGCACAAAACUGCGUGACGCCUACGUGGCCGUUCAGGAUGACAUGCCCGAGGGCUGGACGCUUGGUUCGACGUUGAGCUACAUUGGCUUGGGCGCGCUCGCCCCAAACUCUCGACCUGCAUCACCUGUGCCCCCACCCCCGGACGAGGUAAAAUCCCUCUUUGCUGGAAUGCCAGGGCCAGAGGCCGGCGUGCUCCUCUCUACCUUUGACUUUGCCAACGCCAACAAGGUCUUCUGUUAUAACCUAGUUACCUUUGGGUUGGGCAACAAGAACCAAUCGUCGCCUUUUAGCGAGUUUCUCUCCGUGACUUCAUACAUGUUCCAGCAUGCACACCGGUCUACCAGAGCCGCUCUGUACACGUAUCUAAAUCUGUUCGUCCUGCAAAUACUUGUCGAGGACCCGGCGCUCUGCAAGCGCUUGUGCAGUGAUGAGACGAAGCUCUCGGUGCGUUUGUGUCGCCAACGACAGCCGUUUCUUCCAAUCGUGAGAGGUGAGCGGGUUCCCGCAGCCAUCAUCCUGGACAUGAUGUCCGAUGGCAUCAGUCACAAUCUGCGGAGACGGUUGGAUGUAGACUUUUACAUACUGUGCCUCGGUGUUUUGUUGCGGCUGCUCUCGUACCUCAGUCGCACAAAAGCCCGCAUCACGUAUCAUUGGUCAGAGCUUUGGAGAACACUACUAUCGUUUGUCCGGUUCCUCACCACGUACGAGAGCGACAUCAAAUCAAACUACAAGUCGAAUGGCAUGAUCAAUCUCUUGGUCAAUCUGUUGGCUUUUGCCCUCUCCAGUGGAGAAAACUUCCUUCCCGACUCUGCGGCAUACGACGAUCUCUUCUACAAACUAGUUGAGAGUGGCGACGUUCUCAUCAAAUUUAGAGAUGCCUUUGGCCUAUCUGGUCAAUCUGACUCGAUGCAGACACUUGUGAAUGUCUCAUCUCACUAUCAUUCACUGCUUGAAGAGAAGGGCAAAUCACGCAGCAAACACCUAAGCCCACAAGAAGUGCAGGCCGUAAUCAAGCAGGGAUAUGAGACUCUGUCUAUUGAUGCUAGCGAAGGCUUGGAUCGAUGGGAAGCUUUCCGUGAAGCGGACUACAAGUCGCUUCUGAAAAAGAUUGCAAGGGCCGCCGUGGAAGAUGCCAAGGCGCUGAACAGCGAUAGCUGA
Bipolaris zeicola 26-R-13 is the source of this 1887-nucleotide messenger RNA. RefSeq lists its product as uncharacterized. Gene Ontology annotation, biological process: regulation of Golgi organization. The transcript has 6 exons. Lineage: Eukaryota; Fungi; Ascomycota; Dothideomycetes; Pleosporales; Pleosporaceae. Gene Ontology annotation, cellular component: cytosol. The coding region runs from base 1 to 1887 and encodes 628 amino acids. The record is from RefSeq and is a predicted model, not a curated record.